AUGCAGGAGAAACGAAGGCAAGGAAGCAGGUGGAUAGAGGAUCUCUGCAGAGCUGCCGCAGGGCUCGCUGAAUUGACGGAGUGCUGUACUUUUGUUAGAAUCGACCAGAUACGUCCAGAUCCUAAUGUGCCCUGCUAUCCUCUGGACGAGAUCCUGUCUAUUGCACAUGACGUGACGCUUUCCAGAGCUCAAUAG
Messenger RNA from Acaulospora colombiana, 195 nucleotides. The record is from the annotation of a GenBank genome assembly. NCBI's taxonomy places the organism in Eukaryota, Fungi, Glomeromycota, Glomeromycetes, Diversisporales, Acaulosporaceae.